Molecule: messenger RNA, 2838 nt
Organism: Lates calcarifer (barramundi perch)
Lineage: Eukaryota; Metazoa; Chordata; Actinopteri; Centropomidae
Exons: 9
Coding region: 67-1497 (476 amino acids)
Source: RefSeq, a predicted model, not a curated record
UUUAAGUUGUUCAUCUAAUUGCUCUGCUGCAGUUUCAACCAGCAUGUCUGUAUUUGAGUUGCUCCCAUGCCUCGGCUGACAGUCAUCCACACCAAAGGUCAGGGGGGUACAGGACAGGGAGAGAGAUCGGGCUGGGACUGCAAAUGGAUGGAGGGUGGGGAGGGAGAACCUGCCGAGGGGAGCCGAAAACUGCAGAGCAGUUCAAAUCAAACACAAGCUGAUGGUCAGCCACAUCACACAUCUUGGCCCCAGGCUCUGUGGACACCGCGACCCUGGACAGAUUGGUACAGUUUUGCUCCAUUUGGCAUAAUGUGGUUAGUCUGCCAGGUGGAGGUGCUGCUGCACCCAAAUGUCUCGCUGGUGGAUGUGUGCUGGAGGUUCCUGCUGGUGUGUUUACUGUGGAUGGUUCUGGGAGGCUGCGCUCAUGCCCUGAAGUACUGCCUGCGGCCAGGACAGAACCAGGGGGAGCCUCCACAGAGGAUACAGCAGGAGGUUGUGACUGAAAACAGGAAUAUACAGUACUCAUGGGUGUCCAGGGAGUCGAGGAACCCUGGCCCCCACGUUCCUUUGGCGCUUGCCUUGGCCAACAGUCUGCUGCUGUGCGUGCUCCAAGAGCCCCUACCAGACCCCAGUGUGCCCCACAUUCAGGCUCUUCUCUCCAGGCUGCAGGCAGUGUCUCACACACUUGAGAAGGCUGAUACUGGAUCAGAGGUGACACUGGAUGAGGUGGACCGAGACUCCACACUGACAGACAAAGUGAAGCUCAUCUGCACCUACCUACAGAAGAGGAUGAGGUCACUGAAUACUCUUGUCCAGGUGCAGCGGGAUUUUGAGGCCAGUGUGAAGGACAUGUUGGAGGGCCUAGAAGGCCUCUGGGCUCAGUUGGAGGAGCUACACACUGGAGUCACACUCACUAAAGAGGGGAGUCGAGACCACGGGGACCUGGCUUCGGCCCGAACAGACGCAGAGAAUUUGUUUGCAGUCCUGGGUCACUACAGGAACAGACUUCAGUGCUGCCAGACACAUCUUAAGGACAGCACACAACUACUGCAGGAGUUAACUUGGAGUCACACUCACAUAAGCAACAGUAUGAGCAGCAGCAGCGAGUCAGUCUGGCCAGAGCUGUUGCUUCAGUCCAACAUUGAGCAGUUUGACAAGGUGCAGGAGAAUUUCUUCUCCGUAGAGCAACAGACCUCUGCGUUCCAGGCCCACCUGGAGGGACUCAGAAAGGGGAAUCAGGUAGGACAAGCAGGGCCCCUCGCUCGUGCUAACGGAGCCAGUUCAUGCUCAGCCUCUCCACGGACUUCCCCACGUCUCCAUAACGGACGCACCACUGAUGUGUCACUGGAGCAUCGUAACUCGACCUCUGUACCAACGUCUGCCUCCUCGAUGGAUGCAGACACAAAAACAGACACUCCCCUCUCACUGUGUGAGAGGUCGGCCUUGCAGUUCUCCGCCACUAUUGGACGCCUGCGCAAAUCUGGAAGGAGGAAGUGAUUUUUUAUCAAAAUAUACUUGACAUAUGCACCAAGUAUUUUGUAAAUAGAGGGUUGUACAUUUGGGAAGGUAUUUUCAAAUGUUGAUCAUUUGCUGGUUGCCUCAAAAUCAAAUAUUUAUUACUUUUUGUGAUUAUAUUACUUUAUCUUUUUCGUCAAUUCAGAUAGCUGUUUUUAAAAUCUUCACUUUGUUGUAAUUUUUCUUUUCACAGACAAGUGGGCACAAUUUGUUUUUUUGACAUGGAGAAUUUCUCAAACACAAGGGGGCACACUUUCACCAGUUAUUCCAAGUAUAAACAGAAGUGUCUCACAGCCCCCAUUCAACAUGUUACACAACCACACCACAAAUAUAUAUUCAGCUGAGAUAUCUGUGUGCAGUGGCUGACCAUGGCCCAGACCUUUUCCCUUCACUCAGCUUUGCAUGAUGAAAUUAAAUAAUGAAUGAGAUUCAGGCAAAUAGUUAAGAAAGCCCAGUUUUUUUUUUCUUUUCCAAAACAAUUUUUCAUUCUGUCUCUUUCCAUCAGACUGAGUGGCUGCAAUGACUUGAGCCCCUCAAAGCAGGGAUUUCAGGUUGAGGGCAGAGGGGGAGGGGGGAGGAAGGUAGACUGGGGCAGUGGAGGUCAACGCCGGAAGCGUUUCUGUUAUUACUAAAAACUGAGCAGCCCUCUAGACCUUUUUGAAAGACAUGAAUGUCUUUGAUCCAAAUUCAAUUACGCUACAGCUCCACACUGAAGGCACAGAAGUCUGCAGUUUUUCCAACCAGAUUCCUGACUUUUCUGGCGUACAGCGUACAGGAUUCCUGAUGAGAAUCGAUUCAUUCAUGACUGCUGUUAAGUGCUAAUUUUUAGGAGUCUGUACAGUAUGCAUGAUGUGGAUGCCAUUUGACCAUGGAUUUGCCUACCAUCUGCCAGAUCCUGCAUCUGUCUGAUUCCCUCACACUGGGGCAGUGAUUGGGAGAGGUGGGGCCGACCCCCGGGGCGAUCCGGGAUGAAAGGAAUGCGAGCUGAAUGCUGCAGGAUCUGAGCUGUCACAACACCAAAGACACAAACACACCAUGUCUGGAUGGAUAGGGGGAUGUGAAGACGUUGUGGGAGGAGAGAUGUUGCAUGUUUGGUUAUUUGAAGUUAGUGACAAGAGGCGUGAAUAAAAAAAAAAAAGAAUCAGUUAUGACAUGCCACAUGAAUAUGGAACACUUUCCACGAAUCAGUCAUGAAUACACAGAACAUAACGGUCUUGGAUGCUUGCUUACAAUAACAAUGACCACAUUUACUUUGAGGUCCAACAGUCAAAAGGCAACAAGAAUAUUGAGUUGAUUUAUUAAGUGAUUUAAUAAACGAGAAGA